Striga hermonthica is the source of this 726-nucleotide messenger RNA. NCBI's taxonomy places the organism in Eukaryota, Viridiplantae, Streptophyta, Magnoliopsida, Lamiales, Orobanchaceae. The record is from the annotation of a GenBank genome assembly.
AUGGGUUCGUGUGCUUCGGUGCACAAAGGCACGGCGUCGGCCGUGAAGGUCCAGUUUUCGAUCGAGUCGAAGGAUGGGAAGGUUUUGGCCCCGUCGCCGGUCAAAGAGCGGGCAGAUAUGGUCAACGGUGGCGAUCGUACGGCGGUGGAUGUAGCAGUAGCACCCAAGCUUCAGUUGUCGCCGGCUCGAUUUGUUCACGCAGGCAGCAAAGAUGAAGCCUUUUUUGAUUCCCAGCCAUGGUUAGAGUCAGAUUGUGAGGAUGAUUUCUUCAGCGUUAACGGCGAUUUCACCCCUUCUCGUGGAAAUACACCCGUCCACCACAGCUUCUCGUCAGGUAACCCACGAUCAAUCAACAACGCUCGUUCAACCGAACAACAACAAUCCACCGUGGGCCCCACAUCCCCUCCGGACAAGAAGAAGAGGCUCUCCGAGCUCUUCAACGAGUCCCCUGACAAGGAAACUGCAUCAUUACCCAACAGCAGCCACCAAAACGGGCCCCACGAGCCAACGGGCUUGGCACGAAGGCCCAAAUCGUCGAGCGGGACUCCUUACUUCUUCUCCAGGCCCAACUCUAGGACGAGCAGUGAGAGAACCCCCUCCAACUUUGGUGGUCCCACUGAGAAAGAAGAUGACAAGGCGCAGUGUUGUCUCCCGAAGCUGAUUUCGAGCCGUAGCUUUAGUGAGAGGAGGAAGAAAGCCACGAGCCCGGUUGGGAAAAUCGGAUGA